AUGGACGUCAGCGGGCAAUCCUGCAACGAACCGGUCCUGUGCUGCGUCAGCGGCGACUGGUUCUGCCGCGCACAUGGCAGGCAGUACAUCGUGUCUCGCUGCCGCCGCCCCGCGCCCUCGCACUCAGGCGCCGCGAGCGUGCCCGCGAGCAACGACUCCGCGCGGGAGGACACCCGCAACGCCGCCGCGCCCGUCGCGCCCCGCACCACCACCGGGGCCGCCCCGCGCAGCGGAGCGGCGCCGGAGUGGACCCGGCACGCCCCGCGCGGCGGCUGGGCCGGCACCGUCCUCGCCGCGGCCCUCUGCGGCGCGGAGCCACCCACCGACGCCCCGCACACCCCCACCUGCCUCAUUAUACCAAAGGCGCUGAAACCGGCGCUCGCCGCGCUCGGGUUCCAACCCGGCGAGGGCUCGGCGUCGCGGACGGACGCGGGGUGGUCGUGGCAGGUCGCGGCUGCGUCCGGGGGGUCGGAACAUCCCGAGAGCGCCACGUUGUUGCUGUCGCGGCAGGGCACGUACAAGCUGCGCAGCGGCGCCGUGGAACAGGCGUCGCUGCUGAUGCCGUCGCGGCCGGCGCGGCCGCAGAUCGGCCUGGAAGUCGCGCUGGCCGGUGCGCCGGCGAACAAGUCGGUGGAUGAGCUCCACCGGUGCAUGGUGUUUACCGUCGUGCCCGUGCACACGUCCGACCAGUACCGGCUGGCGGCGGAGAUGGCGGCGGACUCGAGGCAGGAGGACGAGGGGUCUAUGACGCGGCGCUCGACGCGGCGGAACGCCGGGGACUCGCGCCUCCCGACCCUCCCCGCCGCGGCACUCCCCGGGGUCCUGACCGCGGUACAACAACAGUACGACGCCGCGACCGCGGACCAGGCGAAGCGCCUCGGCGCGAUCUCCGCCUCGCUCGCCCGGAAGAACAAGCACGCCGCGCCGGCCCCCGCGGGCUCGCCCGCGCACGCGCCCUACCACGGCCCGCGCUACGAGAACGGCGCCAACAUCCUCGGUUGCUCAAAGAUGGAAUACACGCACCGACUGCGGCGCGCGAAGUGGCGGCUCGCGACGAUGCUCGACGGGCAUCUCGUGGAGUACCGUCCGAGCGGGCUCGUGCCGAUCGAGGACCGCAUCUGCGGCCGCCUGACGAUGCCGCGGCCGGGAGAGCACAACUUCAUGCUCAAGUGCUUGUGCCGGGAGUGCGCGGGGCGGAUGCCGCCGGUGUCGGCGAACCAGUUCGAGACGCACUGCGGGGGCGGCAACAAGAAGAACGGCAUGAAGAAUCUCCUGCUCGUCAGGGUCGGCAUGACGCUGCACCAGCUGCUGGAGUGGCGGCUGCUGGGACAGCCCCCGGGGGACUACAAGCCGAAGCGGUUCGUGCGGGGGAGUUUCAUGACGGACAGCCACAAGGACAAGUGCUCGUCGUGCGGGUUCAACUGCAACGACGACCGCCUUUUGAUGUGCGAGGGUGUCGGGUGUACGGAGGUUCUGCACACGUACUGCUGCGACCCUCCGCUGCUGGUGCCUCCGGAGGGGACGUGGCUGUGUCCGCUGUGCGUGGCGAAGGAGCGGCGGGAGAAGCGCGGGCGCGGGGGGCGGAAGGGGGCGGACGCGGACGCCGAGGGGGGGGUCGCGGGAGAGAUCCCCCUGCCGGGGUGGGAGCGGAUCGGGCUCCCGACGCGCGAGCAGCUGCUCGCGGAGGAUGACCCGCACGACUACCACUGCCUGAAGUGCCAGGACAUGCACGACACGGAGCAGAACCCUCUGCUGUGCUGCGACGGCUACCACCAGCCGCAGGGCUGCACGAAAGUGAUGCACCUCUUGUGCUACGACCCUGAGGCCACCGCGGUGCCGGAGGGCGAGUGGUUCUGCCCUGCGUGCGAGGGCGGCGCCGCGCGCCAGCGCCAGCGCUCCGCGAGCCCGUCCUGCUCCGAGGAGAUCGGCGGAGUGCGUCUUGCGAUGGGCGGCGCGUCGCCGGAGGACGAGGCGGCCGAACAGCCCGCGCCGGCGUCGCGCAAGCGCUCGCGGUCGCGCGCGAACGCCGACGCAGAGGCAGAGGCGGAGGCCGCGGACCCGGAGGAGUCGGCGCGGCCGCAGCGGCGGCCGCGGCGCGGGGGGGCGGAGGUUGUACCCGACUCCGCCCCCGCGUGCGUCCCGGCGUCGGACGGCGACGAGGAUAUGUCGGAGGACGCCUUCGAGCCCGCCGACGCCGAAGCCGCGGCGGAGCAGCCGCCUGCAGACAGCGCAGAUGCCCACAAAGAGGGCCACGUGGAGCCGAAUGAGCCCGAACCCGAGCGCGCGCCCGCGCCCGAACCCGAGGUACCCGCCGCCGACCACGCGGAGGACGCGCCCGGCGAAGCGCGAGACGCCCCCGGCGCCGCGCCACCCGCGCAAGAGGAGGAGUACGCAGAUACGCCCGCCGCGGACUGCGCGAUGUCCCCGACGCUCGCGCCCGCGGCCGUCCUGCCGGAGCCAGCGGCGCCCGCGCCGGACGCCGUUCCGGCGGCGAACGGCCCCGUCUCGGGGGCUGAGGAUAUGAGCGCCGGCACGCGCAACGACGGCGACGGCGCGCCGGCGCAGCACGUGGUGCACUGCGUGCCGGACUCGGAGACGCCGUCUCCUGCGGCGACGGCGGUUGACGGCGUCGCCGAGGGCGGCGGGCCGGCCCGGCCAAUGAGCGCGGUGCGUGACGUCGACGCAGGCCCUGCGGAAGUGGCGCCUCCCGCGAAGCCCGCGAUGCGCGUGGAGGCCACGCCGUCGCCGUCGCCGUCGCGGCCGACCGCGCAGGCGCAGGCGGGCGACGACGCGGGCGUCGUGGACGGCGCGGCGCCGCCCGCGGCACUCACGGUGGAGUCGGCCGACGUGGCAGCUGUGCUGGAGAGCGCGCGGCCGGAGGGGGUCGCGGGGGAGUGA
Pedinophyceae sp. YPF-701 is the source of this 2898-nucleotide messenger RNA. The record is from the annotation of a GenBank genome assembly. Lineage: Eukaryota; Viridiplantae; Chlorophyta; Pedinophyceae.